AGUACUACUUAUUUCGUCAUAUUGUGUUUACAAAGAUCGAGAAGCAGAAAUGGAAUCUACGUCUAGUAAAGAUGAACAGAAUAAUCAGGAAGAUUCAGACUCUUCAGAAAUGGAUGAGACAGAACCUAGAUUAAAAUAUGUUAGAAUACGUAAUGAUUUGGAACAUAUUCUGCAAAAUGAUGCAGCUAGCUGCAUUGCUGUACAUCCAAAAUUCCUUUGUCUGGGAUCACAUUGGGGAAUGAUCCAUCUUUUAGACCAUCAAGGAAAUAAUAUAAAAUCUAAAAUGCUACAGGCACAUACAGUAGCGGUCAAUCAGAUAUCCAUAGACUAUAAUGGAGAUUUUAUCGCCUCUUGCAGUGAUGAUGGAAAAGUUUUUAUUUAUGGACUGUAUAGUACAGAAAACAAUCAUAAUAUGAGCAUGGGUAGACUAGUCAAGAGUAUAGCAAUUGACCCAAAUUAUAAAAGUGGUAGUGGCAGAAGAUUUAUUACAGGCGAUGACAAGUUAAUUCUUUAUGAAAAGACUUUUCUGGCUAGGAUGAAGCCAACAGUGCUUUGUGAAGCAGAGGGUGGAGUCAGAUCUGUUGCAUGGUUCGGUCACUUUGUUGCAUGGGCUUCUGAUACUGGUGUGAGAGUUUAUGAUCUUGAUGCUAGAUGUUCAUUAGGACUCAUCAAGUGGUCCUGUACUGCAGAAGUAUCACCAGAACAUUAUAGGUGCAAUUUGCAGUGGUCAGACGAUAAGACACUAUUGAUUGGAUGGGUAGACAUUGUGCGCAUCUGUCAUAUUAGGAAACGUACUAUGCAAGAAAUGGUCAAUCGAGAUUUGCCCGAAUUUGUAGUGGAUCCAGUAUCAACAUUUCAAGUAGAUUUUUAUAUAUCCGGUAUAGCACCAUUGAAAAAUCAGUUAAUAUUAUUGGGUUGCCUAAAGGAGCUAGAUGAAGAUGGAAAGAAUCAACGCCCAACUUUACAUGUAGUUGAACCAAAAUAUCAAGAUUUCUCAGUAAUAUGUGCAAAUUCUCUUACCUUACGUGGCUAUAAGGAAUACAGCUGCAAUGAUUACCAUUUGGACUGUUUAAAAGAAGAAAAUAGAUUUUUUAUUGUUAGUCCAAAGGAUAUUGUAGUGGCUAGUUUAUAUGAUACAGAUGACAGAAUCGAAUGGCUAUUGAGUCAUGGAAAAUUUGAGCAAGCUUUGGAAGCUGUAACAGCAAAUAAUGGCAAAGAUUGUAAGAGGCAUACUGUAUUAGAUGUUGGGCGUAUUUAUUUGGAUCACUUAUUAGCAUGUGGAAGAUACGAUGAAGCUGGAAAACUUUGUCUCAAAGUUUUAGAACGAAAUAAAAAAUUAUGGGAGGAAGAGGUUUACAAAUUUGCUAGAGUGCAUCAAUUGCGUUCAAUUUCGUCCUACUUGCCUCGGGGUGACGUUAUUCUCGAUCCAUUAAUCUAUGAAAUGGUGCUAUAUGAAUAUCUAAAAAUGGAUCCUGACGGUUUUUUACAAUUAGUCAAGGAAUGGUCUCCAAAUUUAUAUACAGUGGCAGCGGUAGUUAACGGCGUAUUGGAACAUUUACUGGUUCACAAUCAACGACAAAAUGUAUUAUUAGAAGCGUUAGCCAUUUUAUAUAUCCACGACGGCAAAUACGAUAAAGCGCUUGCUAUGUAUUUGAAGCUGCGGCACAAGGAUGUUUUCCAAUUGAUCCAAAAGUAUCAGUUAUAUAAUUCAGUAUACGAUAUGAUCGAAGGUUUGAUGGAUCUGGACACAGAACGUGCCAUACAAUUUUUUCUAGAGAAAGACAGAGUGCCGUCUGACACGGUUGUACAAAAAUUGCAACAUAAUCAUCGUUAUUUAUAUUUGUAUCUAGAUGCAUUAGAUAAGAGAGACACGAAGGAUUCAAAAGGCAAGUACCACGGUCUUCUGGUACGAUUAUAUGCCGAUUAUUCGAGAGACAAGUUGUUACCGCUUUUACGUCGCUCUGAUAAUUAUCCGAUACAACAAGCUCUGGAUAUUUGUAGCCAACGUCGAUUUUAUCCAGAAAUGGUGUAUCUAUUAGGUAGAAUUGGAAACACUUCAGAAGCCUUGGCGCUUAUGACAAGAGAACUCAACGACAUGGAAAGUGCAAUUGUAUUUUGUCAGGAACAUGACGAUGAAGAGUUGUGGAAUGAUCUAAUUAAUUACUCACUUGACAAACCUGCGGCUAUUACAUUCCUUCUUCAAAAAAUCGGCACUUAUGUUGAUCCUAGGCUUAUGGUGCAAAGAAUAGAACCUACUUUGGAAAUUCCAGGCUUGAAGAAAGCAUUGGUUAAAAUGAUGUGCGACUACAAUCUGCAGGUGUCUGUGCAGGAAGGUUGUAAAAAAAUACUGUCUAACGAUUAUUUCAAUCUCCACGAGCGACUUGUUCAUUGUCAUCAAAACGGCAUAUUUGUCGAUGAUGAUCAAAUGUGUGGAGCUUGCCAUAGGAAAAUAAUUGUAAGAGAGCCGCGGAAUAUAGUUGUAUUUUAUUGUAAGCAUUGUUUUCACGAAGAUUGUCUACCUAAUUUUGAUUUAAUUGAAAAUUGCGUGAUAUGCAAUUCGCAAAAAGAAAUGACACCUGGCAGAAAAUGAUAAAGGUAAACUACUUCAUAAUGUAAUAUGUACAAAAUCGGAAGUUUUACAUGGACUAAUAUUAUGUAUGUUUCAAUCAAAUAUUUUGGUGUAGCCUAGACUAUGUUGCAUUUGUAUUUUUUUUAAUAAUAAAUAAAGGUAAUUAUUUACUUUAGGAGACACCGCGCGAUGAUCUUGAUCUUGGCAUAUAUUGACAAGGUCAUGAUCCUGAGUGACCAACAGAUUUUAGAUGGUAGUCGCUGUUCGUUGAAAAAUUAAUAGUCAAAGUUAGUUAUUUCUUUGCUUUAUAUGAAAAGUCAAAUAACUUUUGGCAGAAACAGAGAUAUGGGGUGGACCAAUUAAAGGAAUAUGACUUUUCACGCAAAGCGAGACCACCCCCCCUUAUGUCAAUAUCAGAUUACAUUGUUAAUAUACGACGGUAUCUCACAUCUUCAAUUUUUGAACAAAUGCUUUGUAGUGUUGUAUCGUGAAAUCUAUGAUAUUGACAGGUUUUACUGAAAAAUUGAUAAUGAAAAAUUAACUACCACUUGUCGAAGAAUGAGUGCAAAGUUUAUCUAGAGAAUGAAUUUAUUACCGACAAGAAGAAUCUGGAUAUAAUCCGCGAUUAGCUGUUUUAUUUCAGGAUGAUCUGCAAGAUAAUCCGUGUACCGAGCUAUAUCAUAAGACUGUUAAAAGAAAAAUUUAUAUAAAAAUUUUUUUGUGAAAAGGGUGUGUGUGUGUGAGUGUGUGAUUUAAAUCUUACGUUUUAAGUAUAUCUGUGGUAGAAUUUGUAAGCGGUAAGAGGAUCCACUUUUCAUAAUAAUAAUCAUAAGGUGUAUCAUAAGGUUAGCCAAUCAGAGCUGAAAGUUUUUAAAAAUUCUUGACUGCAAUUGGCUAAUUCUUACGGUACGUCUUACGAUCACUGUUAUAAAAAGUGUAUGCGGACACUUUAAAGAAAAAUUGUAUUGGAUUUAUUACUGGUUAUGAUAAAAGUUUCGAUCAGAGAAUCCUGCUCCGAUGACCACGACAUAUAAUGUUUAAGAUCUCCGACAGGAGUUUUUAGUUGUCACUUGUUAUUCGUUAAAAAAUUAUUAUACAAAGAAAAAUUUAAAAAACGUCUUAUUUCUGCUACAAUA
Messenger RNA from Atta colombica, 3705 nucleotides. RefSeq names its product vacuolar protein sorting-associated protein 41 homolog (gene lt). Gene Ontology annotation, cellular component: HOPS complex; late endosome. Gene Ontology annotation, biological process: macroautophagy; protein targeting to vacuole; cellular response to starvation. The record is from RefSeq and is a predicted model, not a curated record. The transcript is spliced from 13 exons. Gene Ontology annotation, molecular function: protein binding. The coding region runs from base 50 to 2590 and encodes 846 amino acids. NCBI's taxonomy places the organism in Eukaryota, Metazoa, Arthropoda, Insecta, Hymenoptera, Formicidae.